This is a messenger RNA of Diatraea saccharalis (sugarcane borer), 948 nucleotides long. The record is from the annotation of a GenBank genome assembly. Lineage: Eukaryota; Metazoa; Arthropoda; Insecta; Lepidoptera; Crambidae.
AUGCUUCAUGAAGCAGAUAUUGCAGCUGUUAGGCGAGCUUUAGAAAAAGCUGGAUCUUCAUUUGAAAAUUCACUGCUUCCACUGGACUCAAUCGACUUUGGAGAAAAAUUUAAUGAUUUGCUCGUAAAAAAGACUGUUUCUGCUGGCAAAGCUGAAGAAGUGAAACAACGAUGUUCUGCUUUUCUUGUACGGUUAAUAAGAGAAUUAGUUGACAGGUUACCGCUUAAUGUAUCGGUGGUGGAAAAAAUUCAAAUUUUGGCACCGAGCCGCGUAUGCCUCUCAACCAGCAAACCCAAAAUUGAAGAUUUUCCCUGGCAGUUAGAUGAUUCCAAUAUUGACCAAGAAGCUAUUAUGAACCAAUGGCGCGUAUUAAGCACUAUGCGCAUUGAGGAGGUAAUCGGAACAGCUGCUUCUCCUAAUGAUAUUGUAAAUUUUUGGAUACAAGUGCUAAAAAUGAUGAAUGCUGGUGGAAGCCAGAUGUUCAAAGAGCUAGCAGAGUUUUCGAUACGAUGCCUUUCAUUACCUUUGAGUAAUGCCGUCGUUGAAAGAAUUUUCAGCGUAAUGGGGACAAUCAAAACAAAAUUAAGGAAUCGCAUGCAACUACCCAUAUUGAUCGCCAUUCUUAGAAUUCGAACCCAUAUGAAUGUAAGAGGUAUGUGUUGUAACAACUUUGAACCAAGCAAUUACAUGGUCAGUUUACACGCUGGCAGAAAAAUGUAUGUCUCCGAUGGAUCUUGCGCCAGUACUAGCACAUCAACAACUUCUGAAGUCGGUGAAAGUCUUAUUGAUGCCUUAUUAUUGCUAGCAGAGGACGAAUCAGACUAGUUCUAAUUUUUGUUAAUUUGUUUAUUAGUUUUUAAAAUGUAAAUUUUAAUUACAUUAUAACGUGUUAAAGAUGGCUUAUGCCUCCUGAUCACUGUGUUUUGAACGUAUAUUAUAAAUAAAUUG